Messenger RNA from Hordeum vulgare subsp. vulgare (domesticated barley), 1608 nucleotides. RefSeq lists its product as uncharacterized. The transcript has a single exon. Lineage: Eukaryota; Viridiplantae; Streptophyta; Magnoliopsida; Poales; Poaceae. The coding region runs from base 763 to 1080 and encodes 105 amino acids. The record is from RefSeq and is a predicted model, not a curated record.
UUUAAUCUCAAUCGUAAAACAAUGUCGUUGUACCGGUAAAGAACAUGUUAUAGAUCAAGCAAAUAGCAGCCACAUAAUUCUGGAAUUUUAAAAACUCUAGAGAAAAUGGGCUAAAUGAUGAUCUGCAUGUGGCCUUAAUGUUGCGAGUAGCAGAUAGUUAGACCAACCUGCAAUAUACCGAAAUAUCCAGGAAUUUACCAUAAAAUGAUAACAGACACAAGUUUUAGCCUAUUUAGAAAAUAGGUAAAUCCACAAGGGCUAAAUUGCAAAACUUGCAAAGAGAUAAGAUUUCUAUCUCUCUACUCUCAAGCGGUUUCUGCCAGGAGAAAUCCUGUAACCGCCCGCCGCUGUUUUGGCUCGCCGGCCAAGGCUGCGGCUGCGGGAGCGUCGUCGUCUCCGCUGUGGGAAACUAUGUCGGAGGGUGACGUUGUCGUGCCGUCAGCUGGCAGUAAGAUGCCAUCACCCGCGCGCCUAGGCGGCCACGCCUCCGCGAGGAGUCCGGGCAGGGGCCACGGCCAUAGGCAUCACCGUCCUGGGAGGAGCAGCGCCGAGGCUGCGCUGGUGGCCAGUAGCGCUGCCCUCGCGGUGUGCACCUUCGUCUCGCGCCGAGGCCGAAGGCCAUGGCUGCGCCGUGGGGCGCCGCGAUCCAUGCGGUCCACGCCGCGUGCUGAGCGCAAGCAAGAGCAGUGGAGGGCCAUGGGGUGGACCAUGCUGUAGCCGAGGCCAAAGGUGCGCCCGAGAGAGCCGCGCUAGGUCGGGCAGAUGCGGCCACUGCCCGGCGCGGGCGGCCACGGCUCGGUGUGGGCAGGAGCGAGCGCCCAUGGCACGGGCGGACGCGGCCACGGUCCGGCGCGGGCAGGUGCGAGCACCCACGACGCGGACGGGUACGACCACGGCCUGGUAAGGGGCGUCGCGCGGGUGACAGGCGCGGCGCGGGCGGCGGCGCCGACGAGAUCUUGCGCUGCUGCCUGUGCAACGCGACCGGCGAGCGGCAAUGCCAUAAGCCUCGGGGUACGGUCAUGCGGGCAAGAUCUCAAGAACCACUCCUCCUCCGCAAGAACGAGCGAUGCAAGAUCUUGAGGACAAAAGGUACUAACUCCUGAUUGCAAUUGUUAAAUUGGAAAAUAGACACCUUGUUUAGAAUCAGGACUUUGGUCUUUGCUUGAUCCUGAUGUUGUAGACGGACGCUCUUGCCGAGGACGACUCCAACGUCACACCCAGCCACCGAUGCAGAACUGCCGCUCGCUGGGUACCACGGACACCAGACCCGCUCGUGGGAGCAGCCUUACCAUGGCUAGCGACGGGGCCGACGGCAUGGCUGCAGAGGGCUGGCCAGCCUCGUCGCCUCGAACGCCGCCGGUCUAUGCGGAUGCAAGACAAAGGCCGCGACUUUUCUUCGGGACAUCAUCGCUUUGGUCUCUUCGUGUCUCCUCGUUGUGAGGCCAAUGAGAUCGCUCAUCCGGGAGCGUGCUGAUAACGUGUUUGAGAUCAAAAAUCUACUCUCUUCCAUUGAUGCUUCUGUAUUAUAGGUACAGGGAGGACGCCUCGUUUUGGAGAGGCGAUGAACCAACGCGGCGGUUGCUGAAAUACAUGCAGGGAUUUUUCUAA